Rotaria socialis is the source of this 690-nucleotide messenger RNA. Lineage: Eukaryota; Metazoa; Rotifera; Eurotatoria; Philodinida; Philodinidae. The record is from the annotation of a GenBank genome assembly.
AUGGGUUUUGGAUUAGCAUCAACUGAGGAUAAUAAAAUUAUUUGUGUUGGUGGACAUAAUUUUAAUUAUGAAACAAUGUCAAAUGUCACUAUGCUUGAUACACAAGCGGAUAAACUUGAAUGGCAAACUUUACCGAAUAUGCCCAAUGGUAGUAUCGGCCCAGGUGUUAGUGUCAUUGAUAAUCUUCUAUAUGUAAUUGGUGGAUUUGAUUUUAUUGGAAAUGAAAUAGUCCCUAAUGGUGAUGUACUCUCAUUGGAUCUUGAAAAGAAACGAUGGCAAACAUUAACUGAUCUCGAUACUCCAAGAGCUCGACCACUGAUUAGUGUCAUUGAUCAAGCAGAUACACCAACAUUGAUUGUUGCUGGCGGCUACAAUUUCGAUAGCAAAGGAAAAGUUGUAGCUUAUGGUAAAAUUGAAGAAUAUGAUAUGAAAAAGAAAAAAUGGAAAGUUAUAGCUGAUAUUCCUAAUUUUAAAACAAGUAAUGGUCUCGCAACUAAAAAUAAUAAAUUAUAUUUAAUGGAUACCACAAAAGAAGAAGGUGAAAGUCAGAUUAUUAAAGAAAUUAAUUUAUUGACGCAUAAAUGGGAAAAUCCAGAGAAUUCAAAAUCAGUUACAGAUCUUCAUAAUGAGAAGAGCCAAUCAAACAUAAAAAAUGAAGCAUCUGAAUCCAACAGAAGCGGAAAAAUUUAA